AUCAGUUGUUCUCAGGACUCGGUCGUGGAAACUGUGUGCAGUUCGACAACAAAUGUAUCAAGAAGCAUACUGUCUCGAUGAGACGUCUGUGUUUGUCAAAUGAUCUUCUAUGACGUUCACCACGUGGCAGUGAUGAUGGUGGGACUUAGGAGGACUGUUCUUGUAGCGUUGAUAUUUGGGAGCUUCUGUGUUCAGAUAUUUGGCGAAUCGGUCACAGAACCAGAUGAGAAUGUCGAGGAGGAAAUAUCCAGCCCGUGCCAGCCUCCUCAGCUUGCUUUGAAUGGAAGCGAAAGUGAAACGGGAGAAGAGCGAAUUAGGAAAGAAUAUACGCACAUCAGAGAAGUUAAAUUUUCCGGCUCCAUUGGUCCAUUGGGGGAGCGUCGACUAUGUAAAAUUAAAUGCAUUGGCGGACAAUGGGUGGGACCUCUUUGUGUCGAUCAACACGACGACGGGAGGUUUCAUCCAUUAUUCAGAAACUGUAAAUUAGAAUACAUCAAUCCUCAUUUGGUUGUUACGUUUAGGAAUACUUCCAUCCACAGCGCUGGAUGGGUCUUUCCGCACGGAGCGAAGCUGCAACUCCGAUGUCGAGAAGUUGGCCUUUACAAACUAGUCGGAACAGCCUCGCCUAGAUGCGAAAACGGAGUGUGGUCGUCUAGGUUACCUUCUUGUGUUCCGACAACUAUGCUCACGAAUUUCACAGAUGAUUCACCUCCAACAAUUCUCAUUAGGAUCCCAUCAGGAUCAGCUUCUGUAGAACCUGCGGGAGAAUUAGCAGUGUUCCCAGGAUCAACUUUACAUCUAGAAUGCCUUUUUGCUAGACGUCUUGGAUCUCCAGACUGGACUUGGACAUCACCGCUCGGCCAAUAUCUUACAGGAUGGGCGAUCGCUUCCGAGGAACGAAACUUCAAGUAUAGACUAUCGAUUUAUUAUGCCAAAAUGCAGGAUUCCGGAACGUUCACUUGCGCCACGCCAAGAGGAAACACCAACAGCAUCACGCUCAAAGUAACAGCUGUUCACUGCGACCCUAUCACCGUCAAAGGUCCUCACCUAACAGUUAGAGUGGAGGGCACCAAAUUAGGACAUUCUGCAAUUUUUCAAUGUCCAAUAGGAUUCUACGUCAGCGGAUCAUCCAAUUUAACGUGUCAAGCAUCAGGUAAAUGGUCGGCUAUCAUACCCAGAUGUGAACCAGUCAAAUGUCCUCAACUGGAUGGUCCUGGUGAGAUUGAGGAACCUCAUUUACACCUUGAAGAACACAACAACACGUACGGAGGUAGAGCAGUGUUUGUUUGUGCCUGGGGAUACAGACUUCUUGGUCCACCGGGCUUAGAGUGUGAGAUAUCUGGAAAUUGGUCAGGACCUCUGCCGAAAUGUAUUCCGAUACAGUGUCCCCCACCAUCUAUUCCAGCCAAUGCUCACUUGAUUCAAUCAGAGUCUGCAGGAAUGGACGGAGGAAGAUAUGCUGUUGGCAGUUUGGUGCAAUUCGCCUGCAGAGGUGCACACCAGCUGGAAGGCGAAGCAAGUAUAAUCUGCACAGAAACUGGAUUUUGGUCACACCCACCUCCUUUAUGUCGACCGAGAUGCCCCUAUUUAGGGGACCCAGACAACGGUGUUGUAGCACCAAUAAAAUAUGCAUAUGAGCCAGGAGAUGAACUGCAGAUAACGUGCAAUCCUGGAUACGAAUCUCGUCUAGAAAAUCGACCCAAAUGUCUAUCGGAUGGUAGGUGGUCCUCCCCAUUACCAAACUGUACCAACUACUCACAAAUAUAAAUUGGAUAGAAUCUUCUGUAUAUAACCUAAUUUAUCAGGAACUAUUAAUAACUAGAAUUUAGUUAUAACAAAAAUAUGUAUAAUUGGAAACAAUUUUGAUAAUGUACAAAAACUGAUAACGUAAUCAAUAUGACUAAAUAUAGAUUUAAGUUACAAUCGCACACGACAGUAGAACUUUGAAUAAUGAAAAAGAUAAUCAGAAGUUAUAUAGACAUAUUUUCAACCUUGUUCGGGCUACGCUAGUAUUUAGGUAUAUUAAUUAGAUAAUAGCGAGUAUAAUCUAGUAAUUAAACUUGAUCAAGCAUCAAAAAUUCAGCCGAACAGAUUGGAUUGAAGGAUUACUAGCUACUCCUCUUAAAUACUCUGGUGGUCCGAACCAACUUUCUGCAUUACUCUGAUCUCUUCUACUAAUUCGUUGUCAUUGAAAUGUCUGACCAGUUGAACAAUAUCUCUGGAAAAAGUUUAAGCUUUAACAGGCGACUGUUGUUGACUGCUUCAAGUGAUUUCCGAAUCGUUUCUAUGGAAAACUGUCCAUUUAACAGUGAAAUCAGUGAAGUGAAUUAUACAGCGCUACUUUCGGAAGAAAGGAGAAGCUUCACCAAACCCAAGUUCGCAUCUUGAACAAAUUCUAACCAGUGGACACACCAGGAUUGCCAAACAUCUCACAAAUGGUGGAAAACGCUGGAAUAAACUACUUAAACGAUAGACGUAUUAUUCUAUGUCUAUGACUUAAACACGGAUGGAAUGGAGCUAUAGAAAACUACAUUAUUUUGAAUUGACGCGAAUAGAUGGUGCUGAUAAGAAUUCCUACUAGAAACUUCAUUCGCUUCUUUCCGGGACUGUUUCAUCAACCACAAUUUUUCGCUCUGCUGCUUUAUCACAGAUUACAGAUCUGUAAUCUUUGUGCUUUAUGGAUAACUUCGUAUAGCAUGCCCGAAAUUUUUGCCUACAGUUGCGAUUUAUUGCUCGAAUAUUGUUUUUGGUAACUUAAAUCGACAAAUUAGAAGUCUCAACAGAAUAAUUGAUUGAAUCAUUCCAUGAAUAGCUCAUCUCAUGCAAAUAAUUUAUUGAGAUGAACUUCUCAUAAAAUUAUUCUUAUUUUGUAAAUAGUAGUGUGGAACAUAUUCUAAAAAGUUAUCAGUACAAUGUGAUAGUUCUAAAUAUUUCAGUAAAAUCAUUUAACAAAACACAUUCUUGAUGCAUAUUUCAUAUUUAUGCUGUUUUAUUUUUUUCCACUUUAAUUUCUUCAACUUGAAUAAUUUGAAAUAAAAAAUUGUUAAUGAUGAUAAUUGAUAAUGUAUGGAGACUAAACCAAUGAUAUUCAGAGAAGAACUUUUAUCUGUUUUCAUAGGAGUUGAAAAUAAAUAUAUAUAACGUCGUUUGUUCAACAAUUCACAACCCAACAUAAUGAAACAUUCGAUCAAAGAAUUUGUAUUAGAAUUUAGAACAUAUACAUAUAAAUUAUGUGAAUUAGAAUGUUUAAUCAUUUCAGAUCAUAAAACGUGACAAUGUAAAUUAUUUCAAUAUAGUACUUCAUUAGGAUAGAUGAAAACAACAAGAAGUGAAUGCACUUUAAGCGCUAUGUAAAUUUCGAGAAAAAUUGAUUUAUAUUCAAUUGUAUAAUCAUAAUGAUUGUUUUGUAUAGGCUAAGUGUCUUUUGUACAUUGAUAAAUAAAUAUAAAUUUGUAAGAUUUAUAACAUUGUAGAAUGUAAAUGAUUUGUUAGAAUACAGCUCUGUCAAAAAAUUCUUUUUUAGAAUAAAAACAGGACUGUGUUAAGUAUUCAGAACUUAAGAUAUGUUUCCUUGUUCCAGAAUAUAUCAUAAAUGUACUUUGAGAACAAAUAUUUUGAUGUUGAAAAAUAAAUUAUUUAUAUUGCAAUCGA
Harmonia axyridis is the source of this 3651-nucleotide messenger RNA. Its product is annotated as locomotion-related protein Hikaru genki. Lineage: Eukaryota; Metazoa; Arthropoda; Insecta; Coleoptera; Coccinellidae. The record is from RefSeq and is a predicted model, not a curated record. The coding region runs from base 100 to 1767 and encodes 555 amino acids. The transcript is spliced from 10 exons.